AUGGUGUUGUGUGGCUACAGUCGGCGGCACCUUGUGCCUGUCGCUCGAGACCUGGCACAAGGCACCUCAACAACACGAUCGAUCGCUACAUCCCGAGUCGCGACGAUCACGACGCAAUCUGCUGCGACUCGAGCAGACCUGCCUCAUCAGAGCAGCGCCAACAAGGGCGCCGAUCAUCAGCGUCACGACAGCUGGUCCUUCUUCUUUCCCGAUCACCUUUCAUGGGCGCAGAGGCCACCGCCAGCAUCGCGAGCCAGGCAUCCGCUGGUCAAGAAGCUCAUUUCAGAGAUCUAUAGCACCUCUCGCGCUCCAUCCGCCAACCGUGUCUGGAAGGCCUACACGGACUUAAAAGAGUCGUAUGAUGCCAGCUCGACAGCCUCUCCUUCUUCCGCAUCGACCUCUCUGCUUUCUCAACUCGAGCCAGCCCACCUGCAACAUGUUCUGCGCUCCAUCGACCCUUCCGUAGCCAAGACUAGGAAGCUUUCUCGCGCCGAGGGCAAGCGUCGACAGAGCCUGCGGCAGCAGCAGUCCUUCUUAGCCUCCGGCAGCAUCCCGUCAAAGAUCCUGCUAGUAGAAGCACACAACGCUCGACAUUCGGGCAAGAUCUUCGAUGCGCAGCAUCCUGUGCGCGAGUACAUGCGUCGUGUACAGAUCAUCUUCAGAGACAUGAGGCUUCAUUCUUCCAUCGUUCGCACCACUAGCUCUGCCGUUGAAGCUCUGCCCAGUCUCGCAGACUACAACCACGUCCUCUCACGUCUCGCCUCUGGCGGCCAUAUCGGACCCAUGUCAUCUAUCUGGAACGAAAUCGCCGGCGCUUCUUCUAGGUCAGGGUCCGUUGGCCUGCAACCCAACAUCCACACGUACAGAGAGCUCAUGAUCGGGCUCAGCCGACAUGCCACCGAGCAGAUUGAAAGGGUGCAGAAGGGCGAAGCCUCCAAGCUCUUUGAUUAUUCGGGCAAACGAAGGGAGCUCGACAGAUCGGCCAGAGCUGCCGCAACGGGCAUGGCAAGGUUCGGACAGGUCUUGGCUCCUUCUGCGAGAGCUGCAGCCAUCUUGGCAGCGCUUCGCACCAUGGCUCUUCUCAAGGAUAUGAGGGAUCACGCAGUAACGCCCAACCAGAUCACGCUCGAUUUUGCGGCCAGGACACUAAGGCUUGCGGGACACAUCGAUGGCAUUCACUUGCUCAUGCAACAAGCCUACGGCAUCGAUCUCAGCACCCUCGAUUCGGCGGACGCUGCGCAGAAGCAACAGCAAGGCCCUGCUCCUACAACGCACACACUCAACACCAUCCUCAUGGCGCUUGGCGAGCAGGCCAGUGUGCCGGAGAUGGUAUCGACCUUCGAGACCCUGGCCAAGCCGCUUCCAGUGAAGACGUCCGAUGCAGACGCCGCUGCUUCCGCCGAGGGUGUUUUUGCGACCAAUUGGAAAGACAUCUUCAACAGCAUGCGGAAUCGCGAGGCCGAGGUCGCGCAGCUGGGCAACAACGCCGAAGAGUCUAACAUCCCAGAAGUGUUUGCUCCUACCUAUCCGCAUCGCAUCUGUCCCAACACAAAAACGUUCGAGAUCCUCCUGCGCCACUGCUGCGUUGAGGUGGACCCACUUCGGUCCCCCGUGGCUCUGAAGACGGAAUCCAACAACAGCUCUGUGGCCACGCUUGCCCGGGAAGCUACCGAGUCGGCUCUUGCCGAGAUGCAAGACGGUGGACGGCGUGCCGCUGAAAUGGAGCGCAGGACGAAAGGCGCUUACGCCUUGUUUGCAAAGAGUCUUCUGUCCGAAGCCUUGGACAGAUCGAAUGACCUUUUGCGCGUCACCGCUCGAAAUCUCGGCAUUAGCUACGAGCGUGUGGAACAGACGCAUUUGGCGACCGACUCUGCACACGAUACUGCUGCUGAAGGAGCCGUCGACGCGGCCGAUUCCCUGCCGCGUCCGGAAUACCUGCGUUUCUCGGUAACGCAUGGCCGAGCGAUGGAUGUCGACUUUCUGCCGAUCCUCGAGCCACCUCAUUUCUCCAUCACCGAUACCAUGGUCGAGCCGUUCAUCUCGCUCGCAUCUGCGCGCAAGAACAUGGGCGAGCUGCGCUGGAUCCGUGCCAUGCUAUCCAAAGCUUUGGAGAACAAGAUCGCAGAAGCCCAGAUGAUCGCCACAGCAUGGCAAGUCUACAGUGCGCGCUAUUCCAAGGCGCGCCAACUCGCAUCGAGGCAAGACGCAGACAGCCCGUCUGCCUCUGAUGAACUUCAAGACUUCGCGCCUCUGCAGCUCAACGACCAAAAGCCUGGUGAGAUCUUUGCCUUCCUCAAUCGAUUGCGCCAACAGCAUCGUUUGGCUCACAAACAGGCGCAAGCUCUGGAGCAGGUGCUUUACGACAAACUCGACGAGCGUCUGCGUGGUCUCGCGACGGCUAGAAAUGCCAGGCAGUGGCAGCGAGCACGCGCACACCGAGAAGAACGGCUUCGAGCCGAGAAGCAGCGGCUCGAAGAUGAAGAGCGCGAGAUGGAACGCAAAGCGCAGGCGGCUGAAGCCCGAAGGCUCAGAGCGCUGCAGAAGGAGCAGCAGGAGGCUCAACAGGCUUCCACCGAUCACGCUCGUUCCCACAUAGAAAUCGCCUCGACUGCAUCGGCGUAG
This is a messenger RNA of Pseudozyma hubeiensis SY62, 2622 nucleotides long. RefSeq lists its product as hypothetical. The transcript has a single exon. Lineage: Eukaryota; Fungi; Basidiomycota; Ustilaginomycetes; Ustilaginales; Ustilaginaceae. The record is from RefSeq and is a predicted model, not a curated record. Bases 1 to 2622 code for a protein of 873 amino acids.